Molecule: messenger RNA, 1917 nt
Organism: Dichomitus squalens LYAD-421 SS1
Lineage: Eukaryota; Fungi; Basidiomycota; Agaricomycetes; Polyporales; Polyporaceae
Exons: 11
Coding region: 18-1763 (581 amino acids)
Source: RefSeq, a predicted model, not a curated record
CCUGCGCUGGGUCGAUCAUGGCGUCCUCUCUGCACGCUCCAGAUAGUCCACCCCAUCUUGGUCGCCAGCCAUCCUACAUCCACUUCACGCCGCGCCGCGCCAUGGCGUCAUUCGAGAAUCUGGUCGUCCUUGCGAACUAUGAGGAGCAUCUGAGAGAAGCAAGGAAGGUGGUUUGGCGCGACCGUGGAGAGAAGCCCGUGGAGGUGCUGGAUCUGGGCGAGUGUGUGGAACACGCGUGUCGGGGCGGCCUCCGUGCGGGUUCUCUCGCAUUCGCUAUCCGUUCCGGAGUCAAUCUCAUCUUGCUCUUGACGAGAAUCAGGAGGAUACCCAAACGUUUUCGCCUGAGCUUGAUCCGCCAUGCUCUUUUUGGCGAAGACUCCAUGCGCUUCGCAGCCACCCUCGGUUCAUUCGUGGCAUUAUACAAGUUAAUACUCAAUGCCCUCCCCAUCUUCUUGCCCCAACCUGAGCCUCAACCAAGCACAACGGAGACCGAGCGCUCUCUCUUCCGGCAGUCCCUAACGCGCAAAGCAGAGAGAACUGCUGACUUGACCUACGAUGAUAGCACGUACGAGGAGGUUGAGCUAGGUGUUCUUGAGCAGCCGCGUUCUCGUCGUGCCAGGCUAUCCGCGAGUGCCCAGGCACAUCAAGUCUGGGUGCGAAAGAGGACACGAUGGUGGUACUCUGCUUUCGCUGGGGCCGCAGCAGGCGCAAUUGCGAUCAUGUUCGAGAAACGAAGCAGAAGAGUCGGAAUUGCGCAGCAGAUGUUUGUUCGUGGCCUGCAGGGUUCAUUCAACGCCAUAUCGGAUAAGCACGGCUUCAAGAUACCCCACGGAGACGUCUUGGUCUUCACAGUAUGUUGUGGACAGAUCAUGUAUGCUUUCCUGAUGCGCCCGGAAACGCUUCCCUAUUCGUAUAAUAGAUGGAUCCAAGUGGCAUCCAAAGUACCAGCAGAGGCCGUGCGCAUGACUAAAACCCUCGUCCGGGAAGGCAGGUUUGAUCCGGCGGACAUGGAACGUCUACUGGGCCACAAGCACAUUACCCGCAACAACUACGCCAUCCUCUCCGACCGUCUCGCGAAAGCGCGCCUCCCCGAAGGCCUCCGCUCGUAUGGGAAUCCUAUCAUACCCUGCGCCGCGGUGCACCCGGAGCUCGACUCGUGCAUUACUGUGCAGUUCGCGCACUUCUGGGAGGUCUUCCGGUGGAUGCUUCCCAUCUAUGGCGCGCUGCACUUCAUCCCUAUGAUGCUCUUCCGCCGUGGCAAGUUCCUACGGAACCCGAGACAAAUGCUCCUCCGCGCGGCGUGGGGUACCAGUCGGAGCUCGGCAUUCCUAGGCGUUUUCGUUGUCAUAUAUCAAACUUACUUCUGCGGGAAGCACAACCUGUACGAGAAGCUCAUGCUCGCCAAGGCCCCGGGCGCACGCUCUUGGCUCUCGAUCGUCGCGCGCCGUCUUCCGCCAGGGUGGGCCGAGAUUCUGAUCUCGAAGCAGUCGUUCUUCCUCGGCGGGCUGCUUUCUGGUCUUUCGUUGUUCGUGGAGGAGAAACGGCGACGGGAGGAGCUGGCAAUGUACGUGCUGCCGAAGGCCCUCGAGAGCGCGUGGGUGAUGGCGCGAGGGAAGGGGUGGGUGUUCGGAAUGGGCCAGUUUGGGGACGCGUUGUUGACAGCGAUCGGGAUGGGUAUGGUUAUGAGCACGUACCAGAACGACCCGCAACACCUCUCCGGCCUCGUCCGCCGGAUAUUGUAUCAAUUUAUCGGGCCCAACUAGGGGCUGGGUUUGUCUCUCCACAUGUGAUGUGGAUAUUAUCAUACUACUAUUGUAUCAGUGCCGCGCGUCGCCGUACUGCAAUACUCCUAAUGCUUUCCAGACCGCUACGAAGUCUUACUCUUACUAUAAUGAUGAACACUUUUGAUUCCAGCUG